This is a messenger RNA of Kwoniella shivajii, 996 nucleotides long. RefSeq lists its product as uncharacterized. The record is from RefSeq and is a predicted model, not a curated record. Lineage: Eukaryota; Fungi; Basidiomycota; Tremellomycetes; Tremellales; Cryptococcaceae. Bases 1 to 996 code for a protein of 331 amino acids. The transcript is spliced from 3 exons.
AUGCCAGGUAGAUUCCUGCUUCGACGCGCCCAGGCCUCUUUGAGUCUUAGUACAAGUAAAAAAGAAUCAAAGUCCAAAUCACCUGCUCCUGAGAGAUCAUUAUCUGAUAGUUCAAUCCAGCUAGCAUGCACCACCGGCCCAUCAAUCCUUAGAAGUAACCUCAAUCCUAGAUGGAAAGAAAAGAGACCUGAACCUGCUUGGGUCCAUGACCGCGAGGAAGAAGGUGAUCAUUUAGGUGAUGAAGAAGUACCAUUUGAACUUGAUGAGACUUUAACACCUUCACCAGAUCAUUCAUUACUUACCACACCGACAUUCAGUGUACAAUCCACUGCCACAAUGCCAUUAGAGUUUUUCUCACCAUCUUCAUCCUCAUCUAUGAUGUCAAGAUGUGAAUGUGAUCCAGAAUGUUUAGAUCCGUCAUUAUGUAGAUCUUACAUAUCUUUCGGUUCUUCUUACAUGUCACAACCAAGCUCAAGUCAAAUAGAAUCAAAUGAAUUAUUCAAUUCUUCUGUUUUACCUUCACCUUGGAGACAAUCACCUUGUUUCAUCGACAACGAUAAUUUCUCCUCGGAUAAUUCAAGUAAAUGUUCUUGGGCAAAUUCACCAAGCUUUUCACUCUCUCGUAGUAAUCUGAAUAUACCAAGUAUCAAAAUUAGAAGACAAAGUCAAGAUUCAACAUAUCAAUCAGAAGAUGAUUUUGAAGAUGACUCUUUCGAUAAUAGAGGAAGUACGUUGAAACGAAAAGAUUUGUCUGAUCUGUUGAACGGUUGUGGAAGUCUAAUGGACUCAUCAAGUGUCUGUAGAUCAAUUCUGUCUGAUCGUCGAAAUUCAGAAGAAAGCUUCUCCUCAUCGUUAUCCACCAUCGAAGAGAAAGACGAAGAACCAAAACCUAAAUCACCAGAACCAAUAAAAAUCCUUGGUUUCCCACAACACCUCCAACCUCAAUCGGCUACAUCUCGCUCGAGUAGAUUGAGUCCAAUCCAAGAAUCAGCGUAA